AUGUCUUUGGUCGCCGGUUACAGCUCCGAAUCCGAUUCAGAUUCCGCAGGAAACCUCAAUGGAUCUACAGUAGAGAAUUAUAAAUUGACAAGUUCAAGUAGUGAUGCCAGAGGCAGAGGACACUCUGCAAAUGAGCUUAAUACAGAUGCAGAAAAUGUCAAGGUCAAAAGAGGUCAUAAUGGACAUGAAGAGUUGAUUCAUGUUGACAAACGUAGGAAACGCAAAGGGAAAGGUCCUUGGGCGUCUUGGUCAUCUUCUGAGGAAGAUGAGGAAGAUGCAAGUGCUGAUCAGGCUAGCCUCGAACGCAAGGCUAGCACAACAGAUACAAUCUAUCGAGAACAAGACAUCGAAAUACAGGAGCCAGACGACGACUCUAGUACUAUCCUGGAGAAAAGUAGCUUUUACGGAACUUCAGUGGUAGACUAUCAAGGCCGGGGCUUUUUACAUCCUCCUAUGGACGUUAACGUCGAUUUCACAAAAGAUCAACUGUCUUCGCGCAACUACCUGCCGAAAAGACUAAUACACACAUACCAGGGCCAUCAAAAUGGUACCAAUGUGGUACAAACACUGCCGCGUACGGGCCAUUUAUUUUUGUCAGGUGGUAAUGACAACAAGAUCAAGAUCUGGGACAUGUAUCACGAUCGGCAAUUGUUGCGAGACUACUCCGGUCAUACCAAAGCUGUUCGGGAUGUGAAUUUCAAUAAAGACGGAUCUGAAUUCGUUAGCGUGUCUUUCGACCAGCAAAUGAAAAUUUGGGACACUGAGACCGGUAAGGUCAAACAUAGAUAUAAAUUCGCGAGCACGCCCAAUUGUGCCGAAUUUCGUCCCUCCGAUUCUAGCGAGUUGAUUGUGGGACUUUCCAAUAAUGAAAUAAGACAUUAUGACUUAAGAAUCCCGCAUAAACAAGGUCUGGUGCAGAUUUAUGAUCAUCAUCUAUCGGCUAUUAUUGCAUUGAAGUAUUUCCCUGAUGGAUCGAAACUUAUCUCUUCCUCUGAGGACAAGACCAUGCGCAUUUGGGAGAACCAAGUUAAUAUUCCCAUUAAGCAAAUAAGCGACACUGCUCAGUAUUCAAUGCCUUACAUUGACAUCCAUCCGGAGCACAAUUAUUUCGCGUCUCAAAGCAUGGAUAAUGCUAUUUAUGUAUUUUCCAUGAAACCCAAGUAUAAGCGGCAUCCAAAAAAGAGAUUUGAAGGUCAUAAAUGCGCUGGUUUUGGUAUCGGCUUCGGGUUUUCACCAGAUGGUCAGUUUAUUUCUUCGGGAGAUACCCAAGGCCGAGUUUUUAUAUGGGAUUGGAAAACAACUCGAUUAUUGAAACAGCUUGAAGUGCCUGACAAGAAAGCCAUCGUCACAGUUGCAUGGGCGCCGCAAGAAACAAGCAAAAUGCUUUGCGCUGGCAAUGGCGAGAAAAUAUAUUUGUAUGACUAA
Molecule: messenger RNA, 1425 nt
Organism: Lachancea nothofagi CBS 11611
Lineage: Eukaryota; Fungi; Ascomycota; Saccharomycetes; Saccharomycetales; Saccharomycetaceae
Source: the annotation of a GenBank genome assembly